UGCUGAAUACGCGUCGACGUCACGGCCGAGUCGGCAAUCAGCUGUGCGGCUGCUUCAACAAAACAGCAGGUAAAUUGCUGGCCUCAAAAAAGGGCCACACUUCGAAAGACAGUUGCUUGAGAGAGUUCGACGCGUGCAGACGACUCCGAGAACGUGAACGAAACAAAAUUCAAAAUAUUAAAUUGACAUUUCUACUGGAAAUUUAAUAACAUUUCUUCAAGUUAGCUAACAGAAGUUAAAGUGACAGAAAAGUGAGCUACAUACAAAAUAUUGUAUACACAAACUAGUAUACAAAAUGCAAGAAAAAAAAGAGAGACAACAACAACAAAACUAAAAUAAAAACAAAGUCGUUGACGUUGACGUCGAGGUUGGCGUCGCGUAACAGCUGUCUUUGCGCUCUCUCUCUCUUCAUUCAGCAUUAACGCGCCAAUUCAGCGCUGCGCUCUCGUUGGGCGCUGAAUUCUGAAAAACUCACAAAAGCGACAAUAUUAAAUUGUCGUUUCAUUUCGCUUGCGCUGCUCAACGGGUACGGACGUGUUUUGAGCUACAAACUUGAACGAACGCUGUAUAAAACAAUUAAAAAAAAAAAAACUGUAAAUUACACGCGUGUAUUUGCAUUUAAGACUGAACAAAAUUAAGCAACAAUACAAAAACUCAAUUUGCAGCUAAAAUAGAAACACAAAAAUAAAUUAAAGACUGAUUAAACAUUACAAUAAACUGCAAAAAAUAAUAAUUCAAUUACGGGUGCGACAAAGCGACAAAAAAAAAAUCAACACGCAAGCAGCAACAGCAGCAUAUGGAUUAAGGUUCCUCUCUCUCUCAAACACACACACACACACACACACACUGAAAUUUAAACCCACAACAAACAAACGGAUUAAGAGCAGCUUUAAAUACCGUUAAAAGCUGCGCUCUCUCUCGCUCUCAUUUGGAUUACCAGUGCCAAUUUCUUAAAAGUGAAGUGAACAAAAGUUGCAAAUCUCAUUAAAAUGAAAUGCUAAACAAAAAGUAAGAGAAAAUUCUAAACAAACGAAAAUAGCAACAAUAUUGUGUGACAGCAACAACAACAAGAGUUAAAAAUGACGAUGGCUGCGUGUUAUGCCAAUUAUGACAUGUCGUCCAUGUCUUCGCUCUCGCUCUCGCACAGCAUGUCGGCAGCGCUGCAGCAGCAACAGCAGCAGCAGCAGCAACAACAACAGCAACAGUUGCAGCAGCAACAGCAGCAGCAACAACAACAGCAGCAGCAGCAACAUCAUCAUCAACAGCAACAACAACACAUGUAUCAUGCUGCAGUUGCUGCACAUCAGCAACAGUUGUUGCAACAACAGCAGCAACAACGCCAGCAUCAACCCGCCAACAACAACAACAACGCACGUCACGCUGCGACGCAGGUUGCUGCCAGCAAUCAGCAGCAGCAGCAGCGUCAACACAGCAGCAGCAGCAACGCCAGCAGCAACAGCAGCAGCGCCGCCGCCACAGCAAUUGCCUUGAGCAGCGCUGUCAGCAGCGGCGGCAGCAGCAGCGGCGUCAGCAGCGGCAAGGACUACAGCAUUCCGCUGCACGUCGACUGUAGCGUCGAGUACGAGCUGCCAAAUCAGCCAAAGCCGCCCGCCGGUCAACGCGUCGAGCCGCUGCUGAUGAUACAUCCCUGUUAUUUUCGCAAAAUGGAGUCGCAGCGUCGCAGUCCGUUCGUGAACAACAUGCAGGCGACGGCGACCGCGCGCAGCGCUGCCAGCAGUGCAGUCAGCAGCGCAGCGGCGGUGGGCGGUGGAGGAGCAACAGCGGCUGCAGCGCCAAGCAGCGCUGCCAGACGUAAGACACAAAUGCAGCAGCAGCAACAACAACAACAACAACAGCAGCAACAGCAGCAACAACAACAACAGCAGCAGCGACAGGCAGCGUAUCAGCAGCAGCUGCGUCAGCAGCAGCAGCAGCAAAUGUCACAAAUGUCGCAGCAGGCGCUGUAUCCAGUGCAGCAGCAACAACAACAACAGCAACAACAACAGCUGCGACAGCAACAACAACAGCAGCAGCAGCAACAACAACAACAACGCAACCAAAGUCGUCAACAAAGCCAAAGCCACUCAGCCACCUCAGCAGCAGCCGCAGUCGCCGCCGCAGCAGCCGCAGCAGCAGCAGUGACGUCGGCGUCGGGUCAAUGGGAACAGUUGGCUGCUGCGCUGACGCCGCAUCAACAGCAGCAGCAGCACUCACACUCCCACGCCCACCCACACUCUCACACACACCCACACUCACAUGCACACACACACUCUCACCAGCAACAACAACAACAACAACACAUGCAGCAUGCGGCAGCGCUGUAUUCAGCCAAAAGCAGCAACGCAGCUGCAGUCGCUGCCAACGCCGCUGUUAGCUCUGCUGCCAACGCUGCUGGCAAACGGGAUGCGUUAAUUUCAGGCAGCGGCAGCUACGCCAGCAGCGCAGCCGCCAAACAGCAGCAACAACAACAACAACACUGCCUGCCACCUCCAGUUGCACCAUGGGAUGCAACAGCAGCAGCGGCGGCGGCAGCGCUGCUGAUCGAUCGGUCGCCGAUGGCAACAGUUCCUAGCAAUUAUCAGGCCGGUCCUGAGGCCACGCCCAUGCACCGCCUGCCGCCCACGGCGACGGACAAGCUGAGCGGCAAGUACCGUCAAUAUCUGCGCACGCAGCAUCGCAUGCAUCCCUACGCAGCAGCGGCGGCGGCAGCUUCGCUGGCAGCGGCAGCGAAUUUGGGGCCGGCUUCGUUUGUGCCCUUCGGCUCAGCAGCAACGUCGGCGACGGCAGCAGCAGCGACAGCGCCAACAUUCCAGCAACUGCAGCAAAUCUCCUGCUACAACGUGUGAUCCAACAACAACAACUAGAGUAACAGCAACAACAACAACUAUCGACAGCAGCAGCAACAACAAUUGAGACAGACGCUUACCAAGUAAACGUCAAUGAAAUAAUUGAGAUAAAGAGAGAACUUUUGAUUUUAGUAAACAAAUUGGAAAUUGUCUUGUUUUAGUUGAAAUUCAAUUUUAUGUCAUUUGCCUUGAGUUGAAAAUGAAACAAUACGUGCAACAUUUUUUUGGUAUGACAAUAAACCUAUGACGAGCACUGUAAUUAUGAGAAAGCUCAGUGCUCUCUUUGCUUGCAGCUUGCGUGUGUUAGAGAUUGUGUGCAAAAGUAAAGUUUAAGUGAGUUAAAGAGAACACUGAGCAUUGUAAUUGUGAUAUCUUUUGAAUAAGAGAUUUGUUUGUAAAAACAAGAGUAAUGAAUUCAGUUUUGCAUUUUAUUGUCAUACGAAAAGAAUCAAAUGCAACCUGAACAAUUUGUGUGUUGUUGUUUUUAACCCAUGGGCAAACUGUUAACCCAUUAUUGACCUGUUUUAUUUUUGAUUUGAUUUGUAAUUAAUUAAUUAAAUGUACUUGUAAAAUUAGCUGCGAACAAUUGUUGCCAAAACCAGAAGAAAAGUAUGAAAAUAAUUGAAUUUCAUUUUCUUUUAGUAACUUGUAGUAAUUUGAUAAAAAGAGAUAAACGAAAAAAAAAAACAACAAAAAACAAACCAACAACAAAACAAAACAAACAACAAAAAAA
Molecule: messenger RNA, 3579 nt
Organism: Drosophila innubila
Lineage: Eukaryota; Metazoa; Arthropoda; Insecta; Diptera; Drosophilidae
Gene: corto
Product: centrosomal and chromosomal factor
Exons: 1
Coding region: 1080-2846 (588 amino acids)
Source: RefSeq, a predicted model, not a curated record